AACAUUUGGCAGAAUAAUAAAUAUCAUCGUGUAAGGCUGUCAGAUUAACCAGCAUCUCGUGAUGAUGGAGAAGAUUGUAAAAGAUGUUGGUGACAUUCAGUCCAGACUGAUUGAUCACAGGCCGGUCUUGCAGGGAGAAAUUAGAUUCUUCAUCAGGGAGUUUGAGGAGAAGCGUGCUUUCAGAGAAUGCCGUCUGCUUGAAAAUCUGAAUAAGAUGACAUCAGACACAAAUGAACAUGAUCUGCCGCGGUGCACUGAGAGUAUGCAUGAGAAACUAUGCGACGCUCUCACACGACGUAAGUCUCAUCAUUUACAGUAA
This is a messenger RNA of Sinocyclocheilus rhinocerous, 319 nucleotides long. RefSeq names its product biogenesis of lysosomal organelles complex-1, subunit 5, muted (gene bloc1s5). The record is from RefSeq and is a predicted model, not a curated record. The transcript has 3 exons. Lineage: Eukaryota; Metazoa; Chordata; Actinopteri; Cypriniformes; Cyprinidae. Bases 62 to 319 code for a protein of 85 amino acids. Gene Ontology annotation, cellular component: BLOC-1 complex; transport vesicle.